Messenger RNA from Trichoderma citrinoviride, 477 nucleotides. Its product is annotated as Ctr copper transporter. Gene Ontology annotation, cellular component: membrane. Gene Ontology annotation, molecular function: copper ion transmembrane transporter activity. The transcript is spliced from 4 exons. The record is from RefSeq and is a predicted model, not a curated record. Gene Ontology annotation, biological process: copper ion transmembrane transport. Lineage: Eukaryota; Fungi; Ascomycota; Sordariomycetes; Hypocreales; Hypocreaceae. The coding region runs from base 1 to 477 and encodes 158 amino acids.
AUGGACCACAGCCACCACAUGCACGCCAUGGAGGGCCACGAAGGCCACGGCGGCCACGGAGGCAUGGAGGACAUGUGCAGCAUGAACAUGCUCUUCACCUGGGACACGACCAACCUCUGCAUCGUCUUCCGCCAGUGGCACGUCCGCUCCACCGCGUCCCUCGUCUUCUCCCUCAUCGCCGUCGUGCUCCUCGGCAUCGGAUACGAGGCUCUUCGCUCCGUGUCCCGUCGCUACGAGGCUUCUCUGGCGACCCGACUGGAAACUGUUCCUAGGCAGAACCGCGAAACCGUCAGCAAGCGAGGCCACGUCAUCAAGGCGACGCUCUAUGCCAUCCAGAACUUCUAUGCCUUUAUGCUCAUGCUCGUCUUCAUGACUUACAACGGCUGGGUCAUGGUUGCCGUCUCGUUGGGUGCCUUUGCUGGCUACCUCUUGUUUGGUCAUUCCACGUCGGCGACAAAGGACAAUGCUUGCCAUUAG